CCAACCCUCCGCCCCACCACGCUCUCCCCCCUCAUCACCCCACACUCCCACCAUCACACCCCUCUUCUCACCUCGAGGACAGCAGCAGCAGCAGCAGCGGCAGCUCCCUGGUGCUGCCUGCGCCGCACUCGGGCCCCUUUAUGGAGGGACGGGAGUGCGAGACGCCCACUUUCAGAGGCAGGGGGGUGCCAAAAAACGAUAGAGGGGGAGGGGCAGCGGCUGCUGUUGCUACAACAGAGGUGGAGAACGACGGAGAGAAGACCUCGGAACCUCCGGAAAAAAUCAAGGAAUUAUUGAAGGAGUUCCAAGACAUUCUUCCUGACGAUCUUCCGAACGAGCUACCGCCAUACCGAACGCAUCAACACGAGAUCGUGGAGGAACCGGGUUCGAAACCGGCCUUCCGAGCACCAUAUCGGCUCAACCCUACGGAGCUGGCCGACAUGAAAAAACAGAUCGAGUAUCUCCUAGCCAAAGGACUCAUCCGACCAUCCACUUCACUGUACGGUGCCCCAGUACUCUUCACACCGAAACCGAACGGAAGCCUGCGCAUGUGCAUCGACUACCGAGCUCUUAACAAGCAGACCAUCAAGAAAAAAUACCCGAUACCACGAAUCGAUGACCUGCUUGACCAGCUUCGGGGAGCUACGGUAUUUUCCAAACUGGAUCUACGGUCCGGAUACUGGCAGAUAAGGAUGGCGGACAACUCUAUCCAUAAAACUGCUUUCCGAACUCGGUAUGGAUCGUACGAGUAUUUGGUAAUGCCGUUCGGACUCACCAACGCACUGGCAACGUUCCAAGCCGAAAUGAACCACAUUCCACGACCACUUUUGGACGAGUGUGUGGUGGUGUACCUGGACAACAUCCUCAUCUACUCACGCGACAUGAAGCAACACGUCGAACACCUGCGACGCGUCUUCGAAAUUCUUCGACGAGAACGGUUCUACGUCAAAGUGUCCAAGAGCAAAUUCGCCCUUGAGAAGGUCCAGUUCCUAGGACACCUGGUGAGCGCUCAAGGAGUUCACGUCGAUCCCCAAGAAAAUCGAAGCCGUACGUACGUGGAAGACACCCGAGAACGUGAAGGAGUUGCAGCAGUUCCUAGGCUUCGCUAAUUACUACGACAGGUUCGUGCCACA
Messenger RNA from Closterium sp. NIES-67, 1133 nucleotides. The record is from the annotation of a GenBank genome assembly. Lineage: Eukaryota; Viridiplantae; Streptophyta; Zygnematophyceae; Desmidiales; Closteriaceae.